UUUGUUGGCGGACGACUCUCGUCAUUAUUGUUUUAAUUACAAACUUUAAUUUAUUUAUUUGAAUACAUAAUAAUGUCUGCACAAAACGUAAACGUGUGUGAUAUAGGUGACGAUGUUAAGGAAGUAUUGAAGAAAUUCCGUUUUCAAAAGCACAGCAACAAUUCGGCACUAAUAUUAAAGGUGAACAGAGAGAAGCAGGCGCUGGAAGUGGAUGAAGAAUUGGAGAAUGUUGAGUUAGAAGAACUGCAAGAUAUACUACCUUCGCACCAGCCCCGAUUUAUUGUAUAUAGUUAUAAGAUGGAGCACAACGAUGGCAGGACAUCCUUCCCAAUGUGUUUUAUAUUCUACACGCCCAGAGACGCACAUAUGGAACUGCAGGUUAUGUACGCGGGAACACAGAGGGCGCUAGCGGCGGCGGUAGGAGCUCCCCGCCUACUAGAAGUGAGAGAGAUAGACGAAUUGACCGCAGAUUGGUUGAACGAGAAACUAAAUAGAUAGAAUAAGAAUAAAUAUAUACAGCCAACAAUGAAGUGGUAUCUAUAUUGUAAAAAUUAAAAAAAAAACUAUAUUACUAUGAUUAAAAGUUCUAACUGGCCAGUGUCUAUGUUAGGCGCGUUACAAGGAAAAUUCUUAAUUUAAAUUCCAGAUCUUUCUUUCGAAUUCGAACGACUUUUACUCUUCCAUUUUUUAUUUAAAAAUGGCAGUUGUCUAUGUCAAUAACAGGACCAAUUCUAAAUUUAAAUAGAGUAAGAAAAAUAA
Molecule: messenger RNA, 759 nt
Organism: Achroia grisella
Lineage: Eukaryota; Metazoa; Arthropoda; Insecta; Lepidoptera; Pyralidae
Gene: GMF
Product: glia maturation factor beta
Exons: 4
Coding region: 73-498 (141 amino acids)
Biological process (GO): negative regulation of Arp2/3 complex-mediated actin nucleation; actin filament debranching
Cellular component (GO): actin cortical patch
Molecular function (GO): Arp2/3 complex binding; actin binding
Source: RefSeq, a predicted model, not a curated record